Messenger RNA from Bactrocera tryoni, 1989 nucleotides. RefSeq names its product protein eiger (gene egr). Gene Ontology annotation, cellular component: membrane. The transcript has 8 exons. The coding region runs from base 481 to 1836 and encodes 451 amino acids. Gene Ontology annotation, biological process: immune response. Gene Ontology annotation, molecular function: receptor ligand activity; tumor necrosis factor receptor binding. The record is from RefSeq and is a predicted model, not a curated record. Lineage: Eukaryota; Metazoa; Arthropoda; Insecta; Diptera; Tephritidae.
UUUUAAGCGAAGUAUUUAGCAGUUCGGACGUCGUACUUUCCAACAACACAAGUGCAAUAAAAACAACAAUUCCUGAGUGUUAAACAGCUGCAAAUUAAAUAAAUGAGUAGUCCAAAAUAUUUGUAUUUGUAAUAGGCCUUUGCCGAUCUCAUCAUCAUAUACUGAUAAAUUUGAGCCAUAUGUAUGGAUGCACAUACUUGUACAUAUAUUAAGCUUGUAUUCAGACUCAUAUGCUACAUAUGUAUAUGUCAAAGACUGAUAGUUUCGGUGAUAGAAGAAUCUUGUGAAGCUCAAAAUUGUUGAUAAGACAUUAAAUAGAUAAAUUGACUAUCAAAUUAUGAAACAAUACAUACAAUAUAUGGCAUAAUUAGUGGGUUGCAAGUGUUAAAACUUAUAAACAUUAGUACGUAAAUGGACUUUUAAUGUGAAGUAAGAACAUUGUUGCUUUUGUGCUUUGCAUUAUUAUAUUAUAUAUUAAUUAUGACAACGGAAACACUUAAGCCCUUUCUAUCAACGUCCCGCCGAGCGGAUAGCGUUACUACAAUGCGCUUGAGCACCACAUCACAUUGUCAACCAGGCUUCAACUUUAAGCGGAUAAUUUUCGGCACAUUUGCUGUGGUUUUCUUUUUAUGUUUGUUUGGUUUUAUGUAUGUUCACUUUCGGCGUAUUUCUCAAAUUGAAGCGAAUGUUCAACAUUUGACGAAAAAAAUAUUGAAAAUGCAAGCACGUCUGGGCCUGACGAAUUUGGACGAUUUGGACGAUUAUGGAAAUGAGUACGAUACCGUAAUUAUUGAUCAACCAAAAAUAUCACAAAAUGGUGGAGGAAAAUUGAGCCAAGGAGAUGAACAAUAUACAGCGGAUGUUGAUUAUUACGAAAAUGAAUUUGAUUAUACUGAGUUUAGAAGCCAGUUACCCAUUAUGAACUUUGACGAGGAUGAAGAUGAUGAAGCAAAAAAUUACAUUAUUAAUGACGAUUCUAAAGGAAAUGACGAUGGAGAUGAUGAAAACGUAAUGGAAAUAUCAGAUGAUAGCGAUUUAUAUGAAGAUUUUUCCAAAUUCAAUGCCUCACGAAAAAAUAACACAAGUUUCAGUGCGCGUAAUCCACGUGCCAUUGAAUCAGAACUAUUUAGCAAAGACGAUCAGAAAUCUAAAAUCAUAGGCUUAAGAAAACGUGCUGAUAAAUCUAUGGAUGUCCUUAAUCACCCUAAGAAUAUGGUGAUACUUAGACUGCCACUUUUACGCAAAGAGUUAUCAGAUGGUAAACAUGAAGAAAAUAUUUCACCAAUGGAACAAAAAAGUUCAAAACAAUCUCAAAGGAGAGGAAUGAAUCACCGAAGGUAUAAAAAUUCGAUUGUUAAAAAAGCUAAGUCCGCGCGUCAAAUAGAAGCUGUAGCGAACACUCCCGCCGCACACUUUCAUUUGAACCACAAAAUCCCAGACCGUUUUGCCAGCAUUAGAAUCGAUUCUUUUUCCGGCGAUAUUUAUAUUGGUCAUCCCAGUUGGCCAAAUGAAAUUGACGUCGAUAAGUAUUUCAAAGUGGAAAAUGGCGUAUUAACAGUAUAUGAAACGGGCCUUUAUUACGUAUACGCGCAGGUUUGUUACAACAAUACUCAUGAUCAGAAUGGAUUUGUGAUAUUUCAUGGUCAUAAGCCAUUUCUUCAAUGUUUAAAUACUGUACCAACGAACAUGCCACACAAGAUUCAUACUUGCCACACUAGCGGUCUUAUCUACCUGAAAGAACAUGAAACAAUUCAUUUACGUGAUUUUCAUAGUGAUAGAAAUGCUAUUUUAAAGGAGUCCAAUAAUCGGAGCUAUUUUGGGUUAAUAAAAAUAUAAAAUAUAUACAGAAAUAAUUACUAAAUGUGUAAUAUAAGGUUACACAUAGAAAUAAAUUUUACAUAUGUACAUACAUACAUAUAUACUUACUUAUAGCUAAUUUUUCUUGAAUUUGGCUCUUAAAUUGUUACUAAAAGUUUUGUCCAAUUUGUA